AUUAGUAGGCAGGACUCCCCCUCCAGGUUUCGUUUCUGGUAACUCAGCUGACGCUCGAGAGGCUUGUACUACUUUGCUUGCUGCCACUGCUCCAUCAUAACUUUCUAGGACACAGCCUACUGUCAGUUUGUUGCAAGUUCGAGGAGUCAACCUACUCGCAUGUUCAUUUACAAUGAAAAUGUAUGGCAUAGCCCUGUCUAACCGACAUUUCAUACAUCUUCAUUGUCUGUGGAUUGUCGGCUAUGUUGCCUCCUCCCCCCUGCAUUCCAUUCCUGUCUCCGUCUCUUGCAAUGUGGGAAGCCAAGCCAUCCUUCCCUGCAAGUGGAAGUCCCAGCUAGACAAAAUCCCAGUUUGCCAUGUCCAGUGGCAGACACCUGAUGAGACAGUGUUUGAACAGAUGGGGGCGCAACGGUGGCAGGCAACCGAGUUUGAGGGGCGGGUGGAGGUACCUGAGGAAAAGCUGUGGGGGGGAGACUGCUCUCUGAUCUUGCAUGACGUGCAGUUUGGGGAUGUGGGGCUUUACGAGAGCUUCAUGGUGGUUGACAGGGCACGUAAUAAGAGACGGGUGUUCAUCCAGAGUGUCCAGCUCUCAGUCCAUGACCACACAUCCGAGGAGUCCUUGAGGGUGGGUGAAACCCUGGACCUGAAGCUCCACACUCCCCAGGCCAAGAAAGUGGUCUUCCAGGGGAGGAACAGCACAGAGAUGACAGUCCUGUGGAUGAGGGGUGAAGAGGAAGUCAACAGUGGUCGUCUUAAGGAGGUCAAAGGGUUUGUGGUCCUCAAAGGGUUGAAGAUAGACGACUGUGGGACAUAUACCGUGUUGGAUUCCCACGGGCUGCCGGUUAGCACGGUUCAUCUUACAGUGGAAGCAUAUCAGGUUGAUGAAACUCAAAAAUUCCAUGAGAUCCAGGGCAAACAAGCACUUAUCGGUAAAUCAACAUAUAACAGGUCCUCCUCUCUGCUUAUGUUAUUUGUCCUGCUGUUCAGUCCCCUGAUUCAACAUCUCCUCUAACAACGAUCUGUCAUGUAAGCAAGGUUUAAACCUAUUUGGCUGGUUUCCCAGACUGUCUGGAAAUAUUGACAGUGAAAUUGGAAAAUUCAAGAAAAGAGAAAUUAAUAAAAAUGCAAAACAUAUGUUGGUUGUUGUCUGGGCAAUGUUCCCAGGGAAUCUAAUAUCUAAUAAAAUUAUAAAAAAUAAAGAUUGAGCCAGUUUCCAGGAUCAGAUUAACACUAUUCCCAAUGGACUAAAUAGUGAGCUCAAUAGAGAAUAUCCAUUGAAAACUGCUUUCUAGGCCAGGACUAGAAUUCAUCUGUGUCAAGAAAAUUAAAUCCCAUUAUUCAGUAUGAUUCCACUUUCUCUGCUACUGUCAGUAGUGUAGGUCUAUAGCUUACUGGCCAUAUAUUAUACAGAGUUUGGGUCAUUCCAAUUCUGUAACAAAGUUAACAAGUUAAGUAGACUUAGUUUUGUUUGUUCAAUUUACAUCAUUAAUUGCAGACCUGCCAACCAUGUCCAGCUUUUUAGAGUACCAGACGCGAACGGCAAAUUGGAGAUUCAAGGGGUUUCUUUCCCCCUGCACGCUCGUGCGCGCACCGUUUGUGUGUCUGAUCGCAAUUAUAGAAUUGUACCAAAUCAAGUCUUUAUUAGGCUGGAAUACUUUCUUGACAGCAUUCCAUUUACACAUAUGGUAAAAGUCACUAACAAUAUCUAAUUAGAAAGAACGCACAAAGGGCCUUUAUUCUUGGAGUUUUUUAAAUUUGUACAUUCUAUAAAACAAAUAAGUUGUUUAUUUAGGGAGAAAAUGUACAAACGUCUUAUUCACGAUUAAACUCGAAUGAUAAGAACAAAUGUUUGAAGCAGAGCAUCAGUCUCAAACAUGUUAACCAUAAUAAAAACGACAAAAGCUAUGACAGGAAACAGUGGAUGAGAACAAAUCUUCUGGAGAUUAAAAUCAUUUCCUAGACAGAUUUGCCUGGUAGCUAUCAGAUUUAGCUUUACGCAUCAGGGUAGACUUCUCGCGGCAAACAGUUCCUCUGGCAGUCACUGAAACCUUCUUGGCAACGAGGGCACUCGGAAUAUCUGUACCGAGGGAGCUUUUUGUGACGUGGAUCAUAAUUACAGUUAGUCUAUCAGAUUGCGUGAUCCUCGUAAUGUUACGUGGAAAAUAGAACUAAUGGGACGCAUAAUUAAAUGUAUAUCACACUCGCACAAAUGUGGCCGGUUGUUUUUCGUAUUUGCAUUUCAUUUCUUUCACUAGCAAAUGCGAGUGAACUGCUGGCACUUUAGAGCCCACUGAAUGUCUACCUUAUGUUCGCUAACAUUAGUUUGAAACAAUGAGUGAUUCCACAACACACGGAGUCGAAAAGGGAUUUGUCCAUGUGUUCACGUACAGCUGACAGUCGGCAAAAUCAGCAUCACAAAAAACAGGAGUGGCAGACACGGGAUAUCUACCUCGAAUCAUGAUGUAUUCAUCUCCAUGCCCGUUGACACAAACGCCGUACAUGUCUGUGUUGCAGCUCGACAAUCGGGAUGUUAGAUUUACUCCGUGGAUGUAUGUAAAAAAUAAACCAUUCAUUUCUGCCUACUUUUGUCUCUGAUCUCGUCCCCGCGUACAUGGACAGAAAAUUGCGUAGUUGGUACGCAAAAUGCGGGCAUGUUUGCAAGUCUGUUAUUGAUAUGAAAAUCUGAGCUCAUGUUUAGUUUGGAAGUUCAGAGAUUUUGAUUAUUACGCACUACUCAUAAUAGUAAUAUAUUAUACAAUUGAAUGAAAAUGUGAUUGUUGUUCAAUUUUAUUACAGCAAUGUAGUCUUUAAUGUAUAUUAAAUCAAAUCAAAUUGUAUUUGUCACAUACACAUGUUUAGCAGAUGUUAGUGCGAGAGUAGCGAAAUGCUUGUGCUUCUAGUUCCGACAAUGCAGUAAUAACCAACAAGUAAUCUAGCUAACAAUUCCAAAACUACUACCUUAUAGACACAAGUGUAAGGGGAUAAAGAAUAUGUACAUAAAGAUAUAUGAAUGAGUGAUGGUACAGAGCGGCAUAGGCAAGAUACAGUAGAUGGUAUUGAGUGCAGUAUAUACAUAUGAGAUGAGUAUGUAAACAAAGUGGCAUAGUUAAAGUGGCUAGUGAUACAUGUAUUACAUAAGGAUGCAGUAGAUGAUAUAGAGUACAGUAUAUACGUAUACAUAUGAGAUGAAUAAUGUAGGGAACAUUAUAUUAGGUAGCAUUGUUUAAAGUGGCUAGUGAUAUAUUCAUUUCCCAUCAAUUAACAUUAUUAAAGUGGCUGGAGUUGAGUCAGUGUGUUUGCAGCAGCCACUCAAUGUUAGUGGUGGCUGUUUAACAGUCUGAUGGCCUUGAGAUAGAAGCUGUUUUUCAGUCUCUCGGUCCCAGCUUUGAUGCACCUGUACUGACCUCGCCUUCCUUAAAUAAACCACUGAAUGAUUUACAGCCUUGUGAUUAUAUUAAACGUAGAUUAUAACAUAUUGGAAUGACUUCAUUUACAGUGCCACUAUAUUGUAUGUAUGUGUGUGUAUAUAUUGUCGUGGAAAGAUCAGAAUUUGUUGGUAACAUUUGUAAGAUGUUUAAUAUUCAUCAAAUGUGUGUAAGUUACUUCUCAUGAGAAUGUAUUUUGUUGUACUAUAGUGGUGGCCAUUGGCAGUUAUCUGUUCUAUGUCAGGACUAAGUUGCAUGGGCCGCUGAGAGGGGAGAGGUCAAAGUGUCAUCAUGUGUAAACAUAUCUUUUACUCCCUACCUUUCCCAGUGGGGAAAGGAGGGGUUGCAGUGUCUGGAAUCAUUCUAUGCUCCCUCUUAUGUUGUUUCUAUCUUAACCUAUAGCCUCACCCCUCUCCGUGAGUUUGUCCAGGAGUGUGUAUUUUGAGUGGGUUGUAUCUAAAUGACAAUUUGAUAUAUGCCUGUUGAUAUGGAGGAUUUGGUUUAUGGUUCUGGGGUUUGGGAAAGGAGACAAAGCUGAACGAUGAAUUAUGUCUAUGCUGUCUGACUAUGGGUGUCUUUGCUAUUAAAAGGAACUCAGUUGCAUUGUAAGGGGGCUCUCAGAGAAUCCACUGGGAGACACUGAAUUUAUCUGAGAGUCACAGGAUUGUGAUAAGAGCUCAUAUAAUUAAAGAUGGACUUUUAGAACUAA
Molecule: messenger RNA, 4134 nt
Organism: Oncorhynchus nerka (sockeye salmon)
Lineage: Eukaryota; Metazoa; Chordata; Actinopteri; Salmoniformes; Salmonidae
Exons: 6
Coding region: 173-1012 (279 amino acids)
Biological process (GO): negative regulation of T cell proliferation; cell surface receptor signaling pathway; T cell costimulation
Cellular component (GO): external side of plasma membrane
Source: RefSeq, a predicted model, not a curated record